Schistosoma turkestanicum is the source of this 2322-nucleotide messenger RNA. The record is from the annotation of a GenBank genome assembly. NCBI's taxonomy places the organism in Eukaryota, Metazoa, Platyhelminthes, Trematoda, Strigeidida, Schistosomatidae.
CUAGUGACGGUUUACUAGUAAUGACACGCUGGAUGAAUGAUGACAUAUUUAUCCAUGCAUGGACAAAUCGUAUUCAAAAUCGUGGUUGGAUAUGUGUAUUCAGUCGACUGUUGAAUCAAAGUUGGGUAUUCUUUAAAAUUGGAUAUGAAAAUGGAUGGGUGGAUUUGUUCAAGCAGAUUACUGUGGAGCCUAUAAUUAAUAAGCAAAAUGCAGAAAUGUUAAUCAUACUUCCAAGAGAUUAUUCAGAAAAAGGUUACAGAGGUAUAGCAAAAUUAAAAAUUCCAUUAUCAUCCUCAUCAUCAAAAUCUCUUCAAUUACCAACAUGGAUCAUUACACCGAAUUUCGAUGUGAAAGAAAUCUUAUAUUACGAUGGUAAAGAUGAAAUUAUUUUUAUUGGAACAGGACCUGAAUCUAGAAAUGCUCAUGUUUAUUGGAGUUCACAAUCCAUCGGCAAUAUGACUUGUCUUACUUGUGAAAAUGUCAAUAACACAUAUAAUUGGGCAGAAGUUAUUUCAAAUGGUAAAUAUUUAGUUCAAGAUGUUCGAGGUUCAGGUACUCCGAAAACUUUAUUGAAAAGAAUUAUCAAGAAUUUCACUGAAACGAAUAAUGUCACAGUAACUACAGAAAUCAUCAAAUAUUUCGUGAACAAUAGCGCUUUCGAAUCCUUCGUCAAUUCGCAUGCUUUACCACGUGUGGAAUACACAAAGCUGACAUUACGCAAUGGUACUAGGAAUCAAAUUGAUGUUCAAGCGAAGUUGUAUUUACCACCGGAACUUGACCCAGCACAUAUUACUCAAUAUCCACUUUUGUUAUAUACUUAUGGUGGACCAACAUUACAAGUUGUAACGUCAGUUUUAACAAUAGACUGGUUAACAUAUAUAUCAGCAACGGCAAAAGUUAUUGUCGCUCAAGUUGAUGGUCGUGGUACAGCUGGUCGAGGAAGAGUAUUUGAACAAUCAAUUUAUAAAAAGUUGGGUGUAAUCGAAAUUGAAGAUCAAUUGGACAGUGUCAGAGCUCUAAUUCGACGUUAUCAUUUUAUAAAUGAAAGUCAAGUUGGUGCUUAUGGAUGGUCUUACGGUGGAUUCACAGUUAGUCAUUUACUAACCAGACCUGAAAAUCAAUGGAUUCGAUGUGGUAUAUCCGUUGCUCCAGUCAGUGAUUUCAGAUAUUACUCUACUGCAUAUUCUGAACGAUAUUUAGGACGAUUUAUUGAUGAUCCAGAUGCAUAUAGUCGCACAGUCAUUAGAAAUCCUAAAAACAUGGCCUCUAAAGGAUUUUUAUUGGUUCAUGGGACAGCUGAUGACAAUGUUCAUUUGAUCAAUUCUGCUAAAUUGAUCAAAGAAUUGAUUGCUGCCGGUGUAGAUAUUGAUUUAAUGAUCUAUCCAGAUGAUGAUCAUUUCCUAUUGAAAGACAAUGUUCAUUUGAUCAAUUCUGCUAAAUUGAUCAAAGAAUUGAUUGCUGCCGGUGUAGAUAUUGAUUUAAUGAUCUAUCCAGAUGAUGAUCAUUUCCUAUUGAAAGGUAGAAAUCUUGAAAGUUUAUAUCGUAAAAUGACCAUAUUUCUACUUGAUUGUUAUAAUAAAACUUCGGUUAAAUAUGCCAUGGAUUUAUCAGUGAAAGAUGUUUGGCAAUAAAGCGGUUGUGUGUAAGUAAAUUUUUCAACAAUUUCAAACACAAAUGAAUGAACACAAUAUGAAACAUCUUAUACAACAAUCGCACACACACACUGUCGAACUAAUUAACACUUUUACAAAUCUAACUAACAUUUCUCUCUUAUUAUUAGUGUAAUUUGUUGUGAGUAGAUUGUGUGUUUUAAAAAAAGAGAUCAUUUGUAACAAACAUUAUAGAACACAUAUUUUGAAUAACUCUGAUCAAAUUAUUUGUUUGUUUGUAUUUUUUCGUUGUGUGGCUUGGUUUAUGAAAGAUACACAUGAGGCAGAAAGUCAAAUGUAGUAGUAGUAGUAGUAGUAGUUAGUGUCAAAACUAUUAUUAUUAUAAAAUAAUAACAGUAAUUCUCUCUCACUUCAGUUGUCUCUGUGUACUUACUUGUCAUUUGUUGUUUCAUUUUGUUCGGGUUUGUAUUCAUAGUGUUCUCAUCUUUAGUAGACGGACACUACUGUCUAAUCACGUGAUAUGUACCAUCUUUAUGAAUAUAUAUAUAUAUAUACAAACAUUUAUAUAAAUUAACUGAUAUAUUUUUAACAAUUUUUGGAUCAAUACAAAUGAAUUUUACAUAUAUAUAUUUUGCAUAUAUUUUCUUAUUAUUGUCUUUGGUUGUACUACUUUCGAUUAAUAUUAUUACUAUUAUUAUUAUUAUUAUUAUUA